This is a messenger RNA of Phyllopteryx taeniolatus (common seadragon), 1091 nucleotides long. RefSeq lists its product as uncharacterized. Lineage: Eukaryota; Metazoa; Chordata; Actinopteri; Syngnathiformes; Syngnathidae. The record is from RefSeq and is a predicted model, not a curated record. The coding region runs from base 523 to 1071 and encodes 182 amino acids. The transcript has 2 exons.
AUGAAGCGGUGGGAGUAGUCGAGAGUUAAAGAAGACAGGAGACGCAGGUCAGCGCGCUACACCGCCAUUUGGAAUGUGCGGAUGGAUCAUUCCAUCGCUUUCAUUUGUCCUCUUCGCUCGCUCAGAAUCACAGUUGAGUUGGUUGCUCGUCGGAGGUGGAGGUGCACCGCCAAGCCCCCAAAACGGAAGAAAAACGACAAAAAAAAAACAACUCGCCAAUAGUUGUUCACUUUAAAAGCACUUCGGGUGAAAAAAACCAACAAAAACAAACGACCGGAGUGAGGGCCGAGGAGGGUGUGACGCGCAGCCCGAGAAAGCUCGCGGCCAAGCGGGCAAACGAGGCGACGACGAGCGGGCUAUGCGCCGGCCCAAGCCGGUCGUCUAGAAGAAGAAACGCGACGGGAUUGUCGAAAGGUAGACCGGCGCGGCGGGGGAGGAGGGGGAGUGGGAGGGGCGGCGGCGACACACUGACAAAGUCGUCUUUGUUGAGGAUGUGAAGCACCGAGACUCGAAAACAACAUCAUGCUCUCCGGGGAGAUGUGCGGGCGGGAAGCCCGGCGGGGGGGCGUGCAGGUCCGCGGCGACAAGCGCAAGACGACCGCCGGCUGCCAGAGAGGACGGAAGAAGCGUCCUCGUCCUCAGCAGCAGCACGCAGGACUCCAGAGGCCCAGCGGCACUUCCCUGAUGCGCCUUCGGCCCAUCAACCGGGCUCGGGGCAUGCGAGCCCCCAAGAACACGAACCAGUUCCUCAUGCACGAGAAGUACCAGAUGAUGCACAUGCGCUCCGAUUCCGUGGGCAGCGACACCGGCGGGAGCUGCUCCGACAGCGACUCGGAGCUCACCGACAUGGACUCGUACAUGGGCGCCCUGGAGAACGCCAGGGGAGCCCUGCCGGACGCUCCGGAGGCGGAACCGGAGCCGGAACCGGAGCCGCCGAGCGGGACGCGGCAGGACCAGGUGUUCCAGCACGAGGACAGCAUGCAGUACUUCCCCUCGGAGGACGACCUCUUGCAGAGCCACAACUUCAUGCGGCGGGACUUUGCGCAGUUCUGUGACUUUCUGACGUCCUGAACAGAUUCAGCUCUGGCCCC